This is a messenger RNA of Trichosurus vulpecula (common brushtail), 1237 nucleotides long. It is a transcript of the gene CCNB1IP1, whose product is annotated as cyclin B1 interacting protein 1. The record is from RefSeq and is a predicted model, not a curated record. Gene Ontology annotation, molecular function: ubiquitin protein ligase activity. The coding region runs from base 52 to 885 and encodes 277 amino acids. The transcript has 3 exons. Lineage: Eukaryota; Metazoa; Chordata; Mammalia; Diprotodontia; Phalangeridae. Gene Ontology annotation, biological process: reciprocal meiotic recombination. Gene Ontology annotation, cellular component: synaptonemal complex.
UUCCCUUCAGCAUUUUGGAGCCUGAGAGAGGGAAUCAUUGUUACUACUGAAAUGUCUAUAUGUGAAGACAUGUUGCUCUGUAAUUAUCGGAAGUGUCGCAUCAGGCUCUCUGGCUAUGCAUGGGUAACUGCUUGCUCACACAUCUUCUGUGACCAGCAUGGCAGUGGUGAGUUCAGUCGGUCUCCAGCUGUCUGCCCUGCCUGCAAUAGUACCCUUUCUGGUAAGCUAGACAUUGUUCGGACAGAGCUCAGUCCCACAGAGGAAUACAAAGCCAUGGUGUUGGCAGGGUUGAGACCAGAAAUUGUUUUGGACAUUAGCUCCCGAGCGCUGGCCUUCUGGACAUAUCAGGUGCAUCAAGAGCGUCUUUAUCAAGAAUAUAAUUUCAGCAAGGCUGAAGGCCAUCUGAAACAGAUGGAGAAGGUAUACACUCAGCAGAUCCAGAGUAAGGAUGUGGAGCUGACUUCUAUGAAAGGGGAAGUCACCUCUAUGAAGAAAGUGUUGGAGGAGUAUAAGAAAAAGUUCAGUGACAUCUCUGAGAAACUCAUGGAGCGCAAUCGCCAAUAUCAGAAACUUCAGGGUCUCUAUGAUAGCCUUAGGUUACGAAACAUUGCCUUUGCCAACCAUGAAGGAGUUCUGGAGCCAUCCGUGAUUUCUCAGCCAGCUGCUUUUGGCUUCCCAACAGGGAAUACUUCCAAGUUUCCUGUGGAUAUGACGCCAGUUCGAAACUGGGGCAGUGGGGAUGGAGACUUCCAGUUCAGACCAUUUUUUGUGGGUUCUCCCACAGCAGCUGAGCCUAGCAAUAAUUUUUUCAGUUUUGCUUCUCCCAGCCACGAAGCAGUGCCACAGCCAGGUGGUAGUAGAGCCUUUAAAGUGAAAAGAAUGUAGCCCAUCUUGGAAAGAGGGGGCCAAGUGAGAAAGAGGGAAAUUUAUGAUAACUCUGUUGCCUACUGUGCCUUGUUUUCCAUAGUCGAUUUCACUAAGAAUCUAGUUUGCUUCCUUGCUCUUCUCUAGUGGUUUCUGACAGUAAAGUGGACCCUAGUUACGGUGUAACCAUUCUUAUGGCAAGUGUUAUUGCUCAUUCCUGAGGUUAUCAGUUUCCUUGUGCUAUUAGUUCUACAAAGUUUGCUGCUUGCUGUGAGAAACUUAUGAGGAAGGAAAUUGGCUUUGGAUUCUAUUCUUUUGCCUGUGUUAUUUUGAAUAAUGAAUGUGCUGUUUUAUUAAACUCAGUUUGAUUGUG